Chaetura pelagica (chimney swift) is the source of this 2868-nucleotide messenger RNA. RefSeq names its product axin 1 (gene AXIN1). The transcript has 9 exons. Gene Ontology annotation, biological process: negative regulation of canonical Wnt signaling pathway. The coding region runs from base 1 to 2526 and encodes 841 amino acids. NCBI's taxonomy places the organism in Eukaryota, Metazoa, Chordata, Aves, Apodiformes, Apodidae. The record is from RefSeq and is a predicted model, not a curated record.
AUGAAUAUCCAGGGGAAAGGCUUCCCCUUGGACCUUGGAGGAAGCUUUACUGAAGAUGCUCCGAGACCACCGGUUCCUGGUGAGGAGGGGGAACUCGUGUCCACAGAUCCCAGGCCAGUUAGCCACGGUUUCUACUCUGGUAAAAGCGAUGUCAUUAGAAAUGAGACGUCCACGGCAACACCGAGACGCUCCGAUUUGGAUUUGGGGUACGAGCCCGAGGGGAGCGCUUCACCAACUCCACCCUACCUGAAGUGGGCCGAGUCGCUGCACUCCUUACUGGAUGAUCAAGAUGGUAUCAACCUCUUCAGGACUUUCCUGAAACAGGAGGACUGUGCGGAUCUCCUGGACUUCUGGUUUGCCUGCAGUGGUUUCAGGAAGCUGGAGCCGUGUGCGUCUAACGAGGAAAAAAGGCUCAAGCUGGCAAAAGCCAUUUACAAAAAAUACAUCCUUGACAACAAUGGCAUUGUGUCCCGGCAGAUCAAACCAGCCACAAAAAGCUUCAUCAAAGACUGCGUCAUGAAGCUGCAGAUUGACCCUGACAUGUUUGACCAGGCCCAAACGGAGAUCCAGUGCAUGAUAGAAGACAAUACCUACCCUUUGUUCCUUAAGUCGGAUAUUUAUUUGGAAUACACAAGGACAGGUGGGGAAAGUCCAAAAAUUUAUAGCGAUCCCAGCUCCGGGUCUGGGACAGGUAAAGGGCUACCUGGUUAUCUGCCAACUCUGAACGAGGACGAGGAGUGGAAAUGUGACCAAGAGGCCGAGCCCGAGGCCAGCAGGGACUCGGCACCCUCCAGCAGGCUCACGCAGAAGCUGCUCCUGGAGACAGCCACCCAGCGUGCCUCCUCGGCCCGGCGCUACAGCGAGGGCAGGGAGUUCAGGCAUGGGCCGUGGAGAGAGCCUGUUAACCCUUACUAUGUCAACACGGGCUACGCUUUGGCACCAGCCACCAGUGCCAACGACAGCGAGCAGCAGAGCAUGUCCAGUGAUGCUGACACCAUGUCACUGACUGACAGCAGCGUAGAUGGGAUCCCACCCUACAGACUCCGAAAGCAGCAUCGCAGAGAGAUGCAAGAAAGUGCCAAAGCAAAUGGACGUGUGCCACUACCUCACAUUCCUCGUACGUACCGAAUGCCAAAGGAUAUCCACGUUGAACCAGAGAAGUUUGCUGCAGAGCUGAUCAAUCGUUUGGAGGAAGUACAGAAGGAACGUGAAGCAGAGGAGAAAUUGGAGGAGCGCCUGAAACGUGUUCGAGCGGAAGAAGAAGGUGAGGAUGCAGAUAUCUCUUCUGGCCCCUCAGUCCUCAGCCACAAGAUGCCUUCUGCCCAAGCCUUCCAUCACUUUGCUCCUCGUUACUCCGAGAUGGGCUGUGCUGGGAUGCAGAUGAGAGAUGCUCAUGAAGAAAACCCUGAGAGCAUCCUCGACGAGCACGUCCAGCGUGUGAUGAAAACCCCAGGCUGCCAAUCUCCAGGACCCGGCCGCCACUCGCCCAAGCCACGCUCCCCAGAAAGUGGCCACUUAGGAAAGCUGUCAGGGACACUGGGAACAAUUCCUCCAGGGCACGGCAAGCACGCAACAAAAUCAGGAAUGAAACUGGAUGCAGCUAACUUAUACCACCAUAAACACGUCUACCACCACAUCCAUCACCACAGUGUGAUGAAACCAAAAGAGCAGAUCGAGGCCGAGGCCACCCAGAGGGUGCAGAACAGCUUUGCCUGGAAUGUAGAUUCACAUAACUAUGCAACAAAGUCACGAAACUACACUGAAAACUUGGGCAUGGCCCCUGGCCCCAUGGACUCUUUAGGCUACAGUGGGAAAGCAAGUCUGCUCUCAAAAAGAAAUGUUAAGAAGACCGAUUCAGGGAAAAGUGAUGGUGCCAACUAUGAGAUGCCAGGAUCUCCUGAAGAUGUGGAGAGAAACCAGAAGAUCCUUCAGUGGAUCAUAGAAGGAGAGAAGGAGAUCAGCAGGCAUAAGAAAACAACCCAUGGCUCUUCAGGUGCUAAGAAGCAGCUGUCCCACGACGCGGUGCGAUCCCUCUCCAUCGAGCGCCCGGUCGCUGUGCAUCCCUGGGUCAGUGCCCAGCUCCGGAACGUGGUCCAGCCUUCUCAUCCCUUCAUCCAAGAUCCUACCAUGCCGCCCAAUCCAGCCCCCAACCCUCUCACCCAACUGGAAGAAGCUCGCAGGAGGUUGGAAGAGGAGGAAAAAAGGGCUGGGAAACUCCCCGCUAAACAAAGGUUGAAGCUCCUGAAGAGACCAGGCAGCGGCGCGUCCCAGUCGUGCGAGAACAUCGUGGUGGCCUAUUACUUCUGUGGGGAGCCCAUCCCCUACCGCACCCUGGUCAAGGGGCGCGUGGUGACCCUGGGACAGUUCAAGGAGCUGCUGACCAAGAAAGGGAACUACAGGUAUUACUUUAAGAAAGUGAGCGACGAGUUCGACUGUGGUGUGGUCUUCGAGGAGGUGAGGGAGGAUGACACCAUCCUGCCCAUCUUUGAAGAGAAGAUCAUUGGCAAGGUGGAGAAGAUCGACUAGGUUCCAGGGCUGCUGAGGCUUGAGGACAGGACUGUGAAAGACUCUGGGACCGGAGGAGAAGGCCUGGGGCAGACACUGGUGGUGCUACUGCCAUGGGUGCUGGGUGAGCCCCAGGCAGAGGGUGGCCACCUGGCUCUGGCAUGGACCUGAGCAAGUGCCAGGUUGCUGGUGGAAGCUGUUUCACCCCACAAACCUGCCAGUGGGAGCCUGGGCUCCCUCUCCAUACCGAAUAUAAGUGUAAUGUAGCAUUGUACAGUGCAUUAGAAAGUGUAAUAUGACCUUGUUUACUAAAGCUGCAUAUUUUUGAUAUAUUGUAAUAAAAGGAAAAUAUUUCCAAUGUCA